UCACCGUCAUCCUAUAUAUUUUAGGGUGCUGGGUCGUCAUCAGCCCAUCCAUCGUUCUAUGUAUGUCUCCUCUCUUCUGUUCGUUUGUUUGGGGUGGGGAAGAAAAAGAAUGGAGAUGGAGAUGAGUCUAGGAGGAGGCAUGGAGGGAGGGGCAGCAUAUCUCUUCACAUUGGUGGCUUUGGUGGUGGGAUUCUUGGUGUACUUCUACGCUCCCUACUGGGGGUUGAGGAAGGUACCCGGACCUCCCACCACCCCGCUGGUUGGGCACCUGCCCUUGCUCGCCAAGCAUGGACCGGAUGUGUUCAGUAUCCUCGCCAAGACUUAUGGUCCCAUCUACAGGUUCCACAUGGGUAGACAGCCUUUGAUAAUAAUUGCGGAUGCAGAACUGUGCAAAGAGGUCGGGAUAAAGAAGUUCAAGAGCAUCUCCAACCGAAGCCUGCCUUCUCCCAUCGCUGGAUCUCCUCUCCACCAAAAAGGCCUUUUCUUCACAAGGGAUUCAAGGUGGUCAGCUAUGAGAAACACCAUAAUCUCCCUCUACCAACCUUCCCAUUUGGCUAGCCUCAUCCCCACCAUGCAAUCCUACAUAGAAUCUGCUACUCGAAACCUCUCCAAAGCUGAAGCAGAAGACGUCACCUUCUCCGAUCUCUCUCUCAAACUUGCCACCGAUGUCAUCGGCCAGGCCGCCUUUGGUGUUGACUUUGGCCUUUCCAAAGAAGGCUCCCCUGAUAAACCCAACAAAGAUGAUGAAGUCUCAGCCUUCAUUAAAGAGCAUAUAUACUCCACCACCUCCCUCAAAAUGGAUCUUUCUGGUUCCUUCUCCAUCAUACUUGGCCUACUUAUCCCAAUUCUCCAAGAGCCAUUCAGGCAACUCCUCAGACGAAUACCGGGAACCGCCGACAGGAAGAUAGACCAGACCAACCUAAGACUGAGCAGCAGAGUGAACAAGAUCGUCGCAAAGAGGGCUUGUGAGAAGCAAAGAGGCAGCAAGGACUUCUUAUCAGCCAUAUUAAAUGCCAGGGAGUCGGAUAGAGCAUCGAGCGACCUCUUCACCUCCGACUACAUCGGUGCUCUAACUUACGAGCACCUUCUUGCUGGGUCGGCGACCACUUCCUUCACACUGUCAUCGAUUCUUUACCUCGUCUCCCAACAUCCAGAAGUUGAGAAAAAGCUCCUUCAGGAAAUUGAUGCAUUCGGGCCGCAUGAUCUGAUUCCGACUGCAGAGGACCUUCAGCACAAAUUCCCCUACCUUGAUCAGGUGGUAAAAGAGGCAAUGAGGUUAUAUAUAGUGUCACCAUUGGUUGCAAGAGAAACAUCUCAGAAAGUGGAAGUUGGCGGCUAUGUUCUCCCAAAGGGCACAUGGGUCUGGCUAGCACUUGGAGUCUUGGCCAAAGACCACAAGAACUUCCCGGAGCCCCAUGUGUUCCGGCCGGAGAGGUUCGACCCCGCCUGCGAUGAAGAGAAGCGACGGCAUCCCUACGCACACAUUCCAUUUGGAAUCGGACCGAGGGCGUGCAUUGGGCAGAAGUUCUCAUUGCAGGAGAUCAAGCUGUCGGUCAUACACCUCUACCGCAAGUAUGUUUUCAGGCACUCCCCUCAAAUGGAAAGCCCUCUGGAAUUCCAAUAUGGCAUUGUGCUCAAUUUCAAACAUGGCGUCAAGCUUCAAGUCAUCAAGAGAUCCAUUACGUAGCAUAUGGAUUUGCGUUUGUUUGCUGUUCAAUUAGGAGAACAUAGACUACAAGUUGUUCACUAUAUAUAUACUGUCCUUAUACCUACAAUCAAUGUAAUCAUCAGUUGGCUUUUACGAGUUGUACGAGUGUCUAUACUCAAAUCAAAAACAGAUAAGACAUAAACCCAUUAGUGUGGUUGUGGGUCCUUUUUUUCUGAAGAAAUGGAGAAAAAGCUCUUUGAUGAAUCAUAAGGCCUUUUGUAGU
Elaeis guineensis (African oil palm) is the source of this 1931-nucleotide messenger RNA. RefSeq names its product cytochrome P450 711A1. The record is from RefSeq and is a predicted model, not a curated record. Gene Ontology annotation, molecular function: heme binding; monooxygenase activity; oxidoreductase activity, acting on paired donors, with incorporation or reduction of molecular oxygen. NCBI's taxonomy places the organism in Eukaryota, Viridiplantae, Streptophyta, Magnoliopsida, Arecales, Arecaceae.